ACCACACAAGUCCAAAAGAAAAGUAAUGUGCAAGAGUAGAGAAAUGCCAUAUUACUGAUUCGUAUACUUGAUCUAGCUAGUCAUGGAAGUGAAUGUGUGUUGCUAGCAAGCUUGCUAAUGUUGUUAGUCAGUGGAACACAAACUGGCCUGGGACAUCACAACACAAUAGACAACCAGACUGCCUUUUAGAAGUGCAGGUAGUAUGUUGCAAGCCAUCAAGCACUAAACUCAUAGAGCAUCAUUUCGUGCGGUGGCAAUAAUGGGAGAUACGCUGGAGUUCAACGACAUCUACCAGGAGAUGAAGGGAUCCUGGAAUGAUGGCCGUCUGCGCUUCAGUAAGCAGAACGUGGUGUACAAGAGCAGCAAGACAGGCAAGGUGGACAACAUCCCUGCUCUGGAGCUCAGCCAGGCCCAGUGGAGGCGUGUGUGUCUGGGUCACGGCAUCAAGCUGGUCACCAGCACCGGACACAUCUACAAAUACGAUGGCUUCAGGGACACGGACUUUGAGAAGAUCUCUGAGUUCUUCAAGACCAACUACAAGGUGGAGUUGUCAGAGAAGGACAUGUGCGUCAAGGGCUGGAACUGGGGCACUGCCAAGUUCACAGGACCAUUGUUGUCGUUCGACGUGAGCGACAGCUCGGUGUUUGAUCCCCUGUCCAGCGUGUCCCAGUGUGCCACCAGCAAGAACGAGGUGACCCUGGAGUUCCACCAGAACGACGACGCCGAGGUCUCGCUCAUGGAGGUCCGCUUCUACGUGCCGCCCGGCACCGGCGACGAGGGCCAGGACCCCGUGGAGGCGUUUGCAGACAACGUGCGCUCCAAGGCGGACGUCAUCCAGGCCACGGGCGACGCCGUGUGCGUCUUCAAAGAGCUGCAGUGCCUCACGCCCCGAGGAAGGUAUGAUAUCCGUAUCUAUCCCACGUUCCUCCACCUCCACGGUAAGACGUUUGACUACAAGAUCCCCUACACCACCGUGCUCCGCCUCUUCCUGCUGCCUCACAAAGACCAGAGGCAGAUGUUCUUCGUGAUCAGUCUGGAUCCCCCCAUCAAGCAGGGCCAGACCCGAUACCAUUUCCUCAUCCUCCUCUUCUCCAAGGAGGAAGACAUCAGCCUCACCCUCAACAUGAGCGAGGAGGAUGUGGAGAGGAAGUAUGAGGGAAAGCUCAGUAAGAACAUGUCUGGCUCCCUCUAUGAGAUGGUCAGCAGGGUCAUGAAGGCCCUGGUCAACAGGAAGAUCACCGUGCCCGGAAACUUCCAGGGCCACUCGGGGGCCCAGUGCAUCACCUGCUCCUACAAAGCGUCGUCGGGCCUGCUCUACCCCCUGGAGAGGGGCUUCAUCUAUGUGCACAAGCCCCCCGUGCACCUGCGCUUCGAGGAGAUUUCCUGCGUGAACUUCGCCCGCGGCACCACCACCACGCGCUCCUUCGACUUUGAGAUCGAGACCAAGCAGGGCAACCAGUACACCUUCAGCAGCAUCGAGAGGGAAGAGUACGGCAAGCUCUUUGACUUUGUCAACGCCAAGAAGCUCAACAUCAAGAACCGAGGCUUCAAAGAGGGCAUCAAGGGUAAGAACAAUGAGUACAGCGACUCGGACGAGGACCAGCACGACGCCUACCUGGAGAGGAUGAAGGCCGAGGGGAAGAUCAGGGAGGAGGGCGACGACAGCGACGAAUCGGACGGCGAGACCGGUGAGUGGCGGGCCAAUCGGACGGCCGCAGCGCUUUCCAAAGGGGGCUGGACUGCCAGUGGGACACGUCUGACAGGACGGCGUGGA
Messenger RNA from Osmerus eperlanus (European smelt), 1774 nucleotides. Its product is annotated as FACT complex subunit SSRP1-like. Gene Ontology annotation, molecular function: nucleosome binding; DNA binding; histone binding. Gene Ontology annotation, cellular component: FACT complex; nucleus. Gene Ontology annotation, biological process: regulation of chromatin organization. Lineage: Eukaryota; Metazoa; Chordata; Actinopteri; Osmeriformes; Osmeridae. The record is from RefSeq and is a predicted model, not a curated record.